Molecule: messenger RNA, 465 nt
Organism: Macrosiphum euphorbiae (potato aphid)
Lineage: Eukaryota; Metazoa; Arthropoda; Insecta; Hemiptera; Aphididae
Source: the annotation of a GenBank genome assembly
AUGUCAGCACCGGUACACGAUGACGUGCCUGAAACUGGACCUGGUCCGACUGAUCGACUGGCUGGGCACGGCCUAUCAGCUGGUUCCUGGAGUGUCGCUCGUCCGGGCUGCAGACGGCAACCAGACGACGGUCACCGUCAUCAACAGAACCAGCACCAUCACCAGCAUCACCAUCACGGCGGCAUACCUCCGGACGUGGUCAGGUCGCUGGUCCGGGGCAACGAUUCGGCCGAUGAGCUGGAUGGGUACCUGAUGGAAAAAGCCGACGCGUACCCGAACAGCCUGUCCAUCAGCGUCAAGCUGGUCGACUCGGCAGUGGUGGAGAAGGUGCGCAAUCUCAGCAGUCAAAUGCUCGUCAACAUACUACCCACCGGAUUGCUGGAGACCGGUAAUGAAAAUCGUCAAUCGUUACGUAACCCGUUAAUAUACUUACACCCGUUAUCAUCCCUUAUGUUCCGUCUAUAA